This is a messenger RNA of Xyrichtys novacula (pearly razorfish), 4053 nucleotides long. NCBI's taxonomy places the organism in Eukaryota, Metazoa, Chordata, Actinopteri, Labriformes, Labridae. The record is from the annotation of a GenBank genome assembly.
AUGAACGGGGUAGCCAAUCAGCGGAGGAGGAAAUGUUCCACAGACAGGCGAGUGUCCAAUGAGAGUUGCGGAUAUAGAAGACCGCAUUUCCUGACCCCACCCGUCCUGUAUUGUGGCCGCGGUGCUCUCAGCCCUCUGCCGGAUGAACAGCAGAUGGAGCUCUGUGGACGGUAUGUGACAUGAAGCACAUUCAAAACUGGAGCAGGUGUUACGACGGUAUCUGUCACGGGUCGGAUUUGAUAUGCUACGGCUAAAAGAGGACCUGAAAAGUUGACGACUAGACGGUAGGUUGUGUGACAACAGCAAGUUACUGUUACCAACGUUACAAUUGGGCCCAAUCCGUAACAUUAUCACAUUUUUUUCAAAUAUAAAACAUAAAAUAAGAUCUUCUCCCCCAUUAGACAAAUUAAUGGUGUUAUAAAACCCCAUAUUUUAUACCAAAGUUACUCAAAUGAAGAUAGAGAUCUAACAGAUCUGAGUAAAAUUUCUUCUCCACCUGUUGCUGAGUUUCUGCUGAAGCCAAGUUUAGCACAACUGCUGUGUCUAAUGUUGUUAUAUGUUGAACAAAAACUCUUGCCUUUCCUCCUGAUAGGGGAGAGUGGGGUAAGAUGAGCCAUUUUUCAUAUUUCGGAUCACUAUAUCAAGGCAAUCAUAUUUUUGUCUCAGGGACGCUCAGCCAGGGCUGCAGCCAUGUGCCAUGUCUUUUCAAGCUUAUUUCUGGGGGAGUCGUUGACAACAGCAACAAUGAAAGGAUUGGACUUUUUAUGAAACAUGCAGAGAGAUUUCCCAAACUGGCAAACCUGGCACAGCAGUGUAUCUGCAUACUAGUAAAAUUCCUGCUACAGGGCUGACUGUGACUUGGUUGUACUUCUGACACCCUGGCUAUGUGGACAUGCUUAUUUGUUUCUCAAGAAGAACAUGCAGCCACAAAACCAGACACUGAAUCUGAAAUAUUCCUCUGUUCACCCUCUUUCAGUUUCACUCCGUGUCCACAUAUUGUUUUCAUGAUCCUGUUCAGCAUGACAAACUAUUUUUACCCCUCCAUAUGUGCUGUACUUGUGCAACACUGUACAUUACACAAAUUAUUUGUUUGACACUAUGUGGUCAGGUGUAAAACACAUUUGGAAUUGUUUUUGUUGUAAGAAAUUAACAUUUUUCAACAAGUAAUUGAUAGUUGAUGUUACCAAAGAUCAAUUGCUCUAAUUCCUUCGAUGUUUUCCCACAUCUUGUCCCCCUUUGUGGACAGCUAUUAACUACCUAUCUAAAUUGUAGUGCUCCACAACUCAAUCAAGAGUACCUCUAAAGCUCCUGUGGGGAGUUUUUAGAUGUACACGAAAUAGACUGAAAUUCAUAUUGAUGCCUUUUCAUGGUACACAUACACAAAGACGACCAUCAGCAACAAGACUUGUGAUUUUUAUAGUUAUUUGUAAUACCAAAAGUAGUGCAAGGGGGUAGGUGUCUGGUCUGUUUUGACAAUUUACACAUAAAAUAUUUACAAGAAAUGAUCCACUUGGCUGUCAAAAGUCAGCAAGAUGAGAUGUAGAGGUCUAGAGUGCUUUGUCCAAAGAGGCACAAACUGAAAGUUCCUCACAGGAGCUUUAAAAAUACCCCACAUGUCGGCAAAGUGAUGUUUUUGUCACAUUGUCAACAGGAAGAGGUGAAACCACAACACUACACUAGAUGAGCUCUGACGUCUUUAUGUAGAUCAAUUUGAAGUAUGUGUGAGAGUCACCUUUGCAAAUAAGGAUCAAUAACUCUUAUGUGCUUCUCUCUCUUGAUCUCUCCACAGACAUGUCCCAAAGCUGACACACUGUCUGCAUUUGAAACAUGGAGGCGGCAAGACCCAUGGAUACACAACAGCCUGUGAGUCAGUGAAAUGUUAUUCACUGUGUUUUCCGUGUCUGUAGGGUCAACAUUUUGGCUUGGUAACAGCAGACAGUGGUUACCAAAAAAAAAACAUCAAAAAGAAACUGAAAGGUUCUUGCAUGUGCUGGAAAAGCAUUUGCUAUUUACGGGUGGAACAAAAAAAAUGGACAAUUCCAGGAAUAGAGAGAGAUGUUUUAAGUACGUGCCUCAACACAUUACAAGUGCUUCUGGCUGCACUCCAGUCCAAAUGUUUAUAGGGAAAUACAUAAAGUUCUGGCUCAGACACCGCUCUUGUCAUGUUGUUUUGUUUUGCACUACUGCAGCUCAACACACGAUGGCAGUAAGACCUCAGCUGUGAUUCCAACUCUGCUUUGAGUGACGGAAUAAAGUGUGUUGCACAAGAGCUGAGAGUCCAGUGAUGAUCAACCUGGGUGCAGUUAUGCUCUGUAGAUCUUUACUGGACAUGAACUAGGUUUGUGAUGCUAGGACAUGUUUGAUGCCUGAACUGUGUGCAGUUUUCACUUUAGAGCCAUUUAGAGUUUAACAACCACAGUGCUUCAGUCUUUCAGUAUUGCAAAGGAUACUCCUCACAUGCAUUAAAUAAAGUUUAGAUUAGUCUGAGGAUGUUGUUGGAAACACUUGUCCUGAAAUGGUUCUGGCAUAAACUUUUAAAGUGGAAGAUACUGUCAGAGGAGUAUUUUUCCAUUACUGUAGGGGUUAAAAUUGUGUCUGUAGAGGGCGUAAAUGGACGUGCUGCUGUCAUCAGAGUUGAAAUCAUUCACUGCAUUAUUUUAAUACAGUUUUUAUUUAACUCUGGUGUAGAGUUAGCUUUAAUUUUCUCCACUUCUGUUUGUUCCCCAAGUUUUCUAUAAAAAAAUAAUUAUUAAGAUUAAAUUUUCCUGUUUUUAUCACUGCAACCUAAAGUCUACACCACAACUGUCUUGUCCCUUUUCUAAAUUGUUAUUAUGUUCAGACGGAAACACUUUAAUGCGGGCAAGGUCUUUGAAAAGUAGCACAGGUUGUCCAUUUGGCCCCUCGCUGCGCGUCACACACCUGAGCCCCGCCCCCCGCCGUUAAUAUAACCCCUCGAGACAGGAAGAUGUGUCAAUUCCUCCCGAUCCAUGCUCCCUACCUCCUCUCAGUAGUGUCUCUGCGCGCUGUCAAACACAGGCGGUGACACACGGGGGGUUUAAACUCACAGCUCGACACUUCAGACGCUCAUUGAAGAAACUGAAAGAAGGUGAAAACAACUUAGGGCGUCUCAUCCCAGCCCUCCAUGCUCCUGCAAUCCGGCGGGUGUUAAGAUCCAUGGAAGUGGCCGGCUUCUACGACGAGGGCAGCUUUGCUUUCCACAAUAAAGACAGUAUUAUCAGUCCCAUCAGCGGCGGCUCUUACUGGAGGCUCGGAGACUCGAUGACGGAGCUGGGCAUUGAGGAGCGCGAGAGAGCGAUAGACUUCAGUGUUUACCUGGACUCCGCUUUGCACUGUCCGCAGCAGCAGCAGCAGCAACAGGGGGACAUUUACUCAGAUUUCCUGGCGGAGAACAAAAUCAAGAGAGUUGCAGCCCUGCAGAACUACAAGAACUACUCCCUGUUGAGCGAGCUGGAGACGAGUCAGUGCGACAACCUGAGGGACCCCAGGGAGCCCUACGCGCUGGGUUACACUGAGCUGCAGGAGACCCGCGAGGAUAGUGUGCUCAGCCCUGAACUCAGCCGAUACAGAGCUGCUGCUGCUGCUGCUGCUGCUGCCGAGAGAGACGACAGCCAAGAAGACUUAAAGAUGGAGAACGGGUCGUCUGGGUAUGACAUGAGGUCUUACCUUCACUAUCAGUCCACCAGCGGCAGUCUUGGAAACAUCUCCACUGCGUCCUCGACCUGCUCCAGCCCGCCCGGCACACCUGCCCCGUCAGGUAAAAGCAGGUCACCCUCGCACAGCGGCAGCAAAAUGUCCAGCGGGAAGGCGAAGAAACGCCUGGACAAGGACAGUGAAGAGUACAGGGUGAGGAGGGAGAGGAACAACCUCGCCGUGAGGAAGAGCAGAGACAAAGCCAAAAUGCGCAACUUGGAGACUCAACAUAAAGUACUGGAACUGGCUGCGGAGAACGAUCGUUUACAAAAGCGCGUGGAGCAGCUGUCCAGAGAGCUCGCCACCCUGCGAAACCUGCUCUCUGCCACCGGACAGUGUUAG